Messenger RNA from Daucus carota subsp. sativus, 951 nucleotides. RefSeq lists its product as uncharacterized. The coding region runs from base 84 to 788 and encodes 234 amino acids. Lineage: Eukaryota; Viridiplantae; Streptophyta; Magnoliopsida; Apiales; Apiaceae. The transcript has 6 exons. The record is from RefSeq and is a predicted model, not a curated record.
CACAGACAUCCGAACUAGUCACAACAGACGCACAUGAUUUUCAUAACCCAAGUGAACUGAACUAAACAAACCAAUCUCCCAAAAUGGCAACUGCACUUUCCUUUUCCUCCUCACUCUCCUCCUCAAAUCUCACCUCCAUUCUCAAAAACCCUAGAAUCUCAUCUCUUCCCAUCUCUAACCACCUCUUCAUAGCCUCCUCUUCUUCUUCAGCUCCCAAGGCUCGCUUCGUUGCUCGCCGCCAAGAAUCCGUCUCCGUCACGCCGCUCCAACGCCCUCUCCUUGAGUAUAUGAGCCUUCCUGCUAGUCAGUACUCAGUUCUCGAUGCCGAAAGGAUUGAGCGUGUCGAUGACAAUACGUUCCGGUGUUAUGUGUAUAGAUUUAAGUUCUUCGCGUUUGAAGUAUGUCCGGUUUUGUUAGUCAAGGUUGAGGAACAACCUAAUGGCUGUUGCAUUAAGUUGCUGUCGUGUGAGCUUGAGGGUUCGCCUAUUGUGGUUGCACAGAACAAUAAAUUUGAUGCUUCCAUGGAGAAUAGGAUAUCAUGUCACAGCAGUGGGAGCAUCUCAUCUGUUGAAAAACUCACUUCGGACACAACUAUUGAGGUAAAUAUUGAGAUUCCUUUUGCAUUUCGAGCAAUUCCAGUACAAGCCAUUGAAUCUUCUGGCGCACAGGUUCUUGAACAGAUACUAAAAAUUAUGCUCCCUCGUUUCAUGGCACAGCUAGUGAAGGACUAUCAAGCAUGGGCUUCUGGUGAUUCCACAAGGCAAGCACUUGGAACUGGUCAAAUCUGAGUAUCAAUAAGCCGAAUUUCAACAAUUAGGAUUAGUUAUGCAUCUUCUUCCAUUUAAUUUAUAAAUUAUGAUGUCAAUGUGAUAGUACGGCUAAAUUGUGCAUGCCAUUACUUUGACAACGAAGAAUACUGAUCUUUAGGUGAAUAAUAUAUCUGUUGUGUCA